Molecule: messenger RNA, 3581 nt
Organism: Andrographis paniculata
Lineage: Eukaryota; Viridiplantae; Streptophyta; Magnoliopsida; Lamiales; Acanthaceae
Product: GPI ethanolamine phosphate transferase 2
Exons: 17
Coding region: 356-3283 (975 amino acids)
Biological process (GO): GPI anchor biosynthetic process
Cellular component (GO): endoplasmic reticulum membrane
Source: RefSeq, a predicted model, not a curated record
UCUGACGCUGAUUCAUUUGCCGCCGCUACUCAUACCCACAGACGAUACCAAACCCUUUUCCCCAUUCUUUCUUCUUUAUUUUACACCUACGCUGUUCCGCCGGUCGCCCAUAUCUCCGAUUUGUUUCACCCUUCUGCAUUCAUUUCCUUCUUCGUGGUGAAGUAUAUUUCUUUGCCCUCUUCCUUUCCCAUCUUCUUCUGCCUCCAGCUGCUGAUCCCGCCGGUGGUUGCCUUCGGCCGGCAAAAAACUAAAAUAGAAGUAAAAGUAAAAAAAUUGGCGUUUUGCUUUUCUUGGUGGCAGAUUCAGAUAAAUUCAUCUUGACGACAUUAGAAGCAUUAGCAUAUUGAGGAGUCAGAUGCAGACCAAUCACAGCUCGUUACCAUGCACGAAGCUUGCUUUGUUCGCAUUCUCGGCAGUGUUAAUACAAACAAUUGGCGUUUCGGUUUUCUUGGUGGGAUUCUUCCCCGUGACGCCAACGCUCUCGGGCAUGAGCGGUUUGGAGAGCUUUUAUCCCCCGGGCUUUGAUUUGACUGGAUUAGGUCAAAACAUUUCAACAUUGAGUCCUCAAGAGCUCAAAUCUUCAUACCAGGAACUCUCAGGUGUUCCUCCACUAUAUGAUAGGUUGAUAUUCAUGGUUGUCGAUGGUCUUCCAGCUGAACUUGUUCUUGGGAAGAAUGGGAAGCCUCCUGCAAAGACUUUUAGGGCUGCUAUGCCUUAUACCCAAUCAUUAUUGGCUGAAGGUUUGGCAAUUGGGUAUCAUGCUAAGGCGGCACCGCCAACUGUGACAAUGCCUCGCUUAAAGGCCAUGGUUUCUGGGGCUAUUGGGGGAUUUCUUGAUGUUGCUUUUAAUUUCAACACGCAAGCCUUUUUGGAUGAUAACCUUGUUGCUCAAUUUUUCAAAAUUGGCUGGAAAAUGGUGAUGCUUGGUGAUGAAACAUGGCUUAAGUUGUUUCCGGACAUGUUUGCCAGACAUGAUGGAGUUAGCAGCUUCUUUGUUAAAGAUACCAUCCAAGUGGAUUUCAAUGUUUCUAGACAUUUGGAAAUGGAGCUUAGCAAUACUGAUUGGGAUCUUCUGAUUCUUCAUUAUCUUGGAUUGGAUCAUGUUGGACAUAUUGGUGGACGAAACAGCAUCUUGAUGGGCCCAAAACUCAUGGAGAUGGAUGAAGUGAUUAGAAGGAUUCAUUCAACUAUAACAAAUGAAGUUGAUCAAAGGACGCUUUUGAUGGUAGUUAGUGAUCAUGGCAUGACUGAAGGUGGUAAUCAUGGCGGCUCUUCCUAUGAGGAAACAGAUUCUUUGGCUCUUUUUGUCAGUGCAGAGAAAUUUGCUGACUGCAGAAAUAGUGAAGAAGCUUAUCAGGUGGAUAUUACUCCGACACUUUCUCUCCUAUUUGGCGUGCCAAUUCCCAAAAACAACAUUGGCAUGGUGAUGUCAGAAGUUUUUUCAUCUCUAGAAGAUGGACAGCUGCUGAGGAUACUGGAGCUGAAUUCUUGGCAACUGCUAUUGCUGCUUCGGACACAACUGGAUGAAUUUGAAUGUGGGAGAUCCUCAUGUGAACCUGGAAGUGGAGCACGAAAAAGUGACGGUGGUGCGGAAAUAUUUUGUUGCUUGUAUCUAGAUGCUGCCACUGUUCAUGAAUCCUGGAAGUCAAAGAAUUCCUCGAGAUCUUCUGAUGGAGACCAUUUCAAGAGCACGGUUUCAGCAUACCAAAAUUUCCUUAGGCCUGCCAGCCAGUGGUUAUCAAGCAGAUCAACUAAUAAACCCAUUGCGAUGCUUCUAUUUGGAAUUGUCGCAAUGUUUGUGUCCUGUUUGGGGCUAAUAUACCUCCUUUCCUUCCUCGCGCAAGAAGUUCACUUAAUGGAAAGUCGUCACCUCUCUCAUAACAACAACAGCACUAUGCAGUGGCAUAUGGAGGAUAUCUUUUGCGUGGCUGUAAUAAUAAUCCUUGUUUUAAGUAUGGCUUCAACUUCUAUGAUUGAGGAAGAACAAUACAUUUGGCAUUUUAUGACGUCUUCAUUGUAUUUCAUACUACUCAGAAAAACAAUAUGUUCCAUUGCAAAUGGUGGUGCACUCAACUCGACUGUGGAACAAACGGAUAGAAGAUCUCGUUAUGUAUAUUUGAUCGUUGCAGUUCUCAUAUCUGGCAGGGUACUUAGAGGCUGGCAUCAAGGUGGUGUCAACUGGACUUAUCUUCCUGAUAUUUCAAAAUUGCUCGAGCAGGCAGGACCUACCCUUACAAAGUCCCUGCAGGUGCUAUCCAUUAUUCUUGUUUUUGUUUUCUGUGUAGCUGCUCUUCUGACUUUGCAUUUCAAGAGAAAAGCAGUGGUCCUCCUAGCGCUGUUUUACUUGUUUCCUACGCUGAUGAUUCUGAGAUGGACUAUGAAAUUUCAUGAUAACACACUCACGUCAUUGAGUAUUGGCAGUACUACAAUGAUACAAAUCAUUUAUGCACUUAUCGGAAGUUCUACUGUGGGGAUUCUUGUUGCCACACCAUGGUUGAUGCCUUUCCGGAAUCUUGAAGCCAGUCUAGUUGACUUCAACUUAUCCAGUGACCUGUUAUGCGGGUUUAGAGAUUCUCUUUAUUUGAUUGGCUGGAGUUGUGUAUUCUCAUGGUGUCUACUCCAGAUGCUGCUGCAGCAACCAAUAAAUUCAAUACCUGGGUGUUUAAUCCUGGUCGAAAUCCUUGCCAGCAUCUGCUGUUUUUCUGAUGGGGACGACUACCUAUGUAUCAAACAGUGGGUUAAGGUUGCUGCACUAUACUAUUUGGGAAUGGCAGGGCAUUAUGGACUUGGAAAUACCAACACUCUUGCUACCAUUGAUGUUGCUGGGGCUUUCAUGGGUGUUUCAAGCCACUCGACUAUUAUUUCCGGCAUUUUAAUGUUCAUGAUCACAUAUGCUUCCCCAAUGCUGGCGCUCGUCAGCAUGUUGAUGAAUAUUUCCAGGAGGGAUAUACUGUCAAAUCCCCAAGAUAGUAUUAAUAAUUACGGACGUGUUAUGAAGUCAACCCUUGGCUAUCCUUGUCUGGUUUUGCUCAUCUUGAACUCCAUUAUUCUUCUUGCAUAUGCAAUCAUGCUCCUUAUAAUGCGGAACCAUUUGUUCAUUUGGAGUGUCUUCUCUCCAAAGUAUUUGUAUGUUUGUGCGACCACAGUUUGCGUAUACGUGGGUGUGCUACUCAUAGCCUUGUGUGGAACUUACACAUGCGUAGUUUUCACCAUUCGAACAAGGCUUGCGGCCGCUUGCUGGUUUAACAAAACAACUCCAACUCCAACUGCAAUUCAAGGUUAGUUCUGCAAUAAAUAAUUAUUCAUUUAUUGGUUUUUUUUCAAACAUUGCUUCGUUAAUUAACUGAGCUGAGUUCCAGCAAUACUCGACAUCUUAUAAAGCCAAACCCCGCUGUAUUACUCCAUCGCAUUUGCAAGUUUAACACUUUUGUACUUUGAUUACUUUUUAUUUCAGCUUUUUACUGUAUAGGUUAGGUUUUUCGUAAAAAUAUAUUAUUAUUAUUAGUUUUAUAAGAGUGUCUAAGCUAUUAUUUAAAUCAAAAGCUAAAACUAAAACACAAGGAGACAAAUUGUUGAAUGCU